Molecule: messenger RNA, 1472 nt
Organism: Fragaria vesca subsp. vesca
Lineage: Eukaryota; Viridiplantae; Streptophyta; Magnoliopsida; Rosales; Rosaceae
Exons: 3
Coding region: 25-1209 (394 amino acids)
Source: RefSeq, a predicted model, not a curated record
ACCAAUCUUUCCCAAACCAGCAAGAUGAUGAGUUCGAAGGCGAGGAAGAAGCAGAUGUGGUCUCCGCAGCCAUUGACGCCACUCAUGGAAGGUCCGGACCCAGAAAUCCAAGAAGAAGGUGGUAAGAAGGAGAGCUCUUGGGAAGCCAUACGUGAUUGGUUCAGAGUACAAAAGGGUCUUCCUCAAGGAAGUAGCUUAUCAACUUCAGCAUAUGGUAGUAAUGGUAGUACUGUUCCGGCAAAGAGACAAGAUUUAAGGCUCUUGCUUGGAGUUCUGGGAUGCCCUCUAGCACCUAUUCCUCAAGCCAAUGAUCCAGCUGAUCAUCCCAUGCCCGCUCACAUCAAAGACAUCCCAUUCGAAACUUCGACUGCGCAUUACAUUAUACAACAGUAUCUGGCAGCAAGUGGUUGCUUGAAGCAGCAGAAGUGCACCAAGAACAUGUACGCGAGUGGGAUGGUGAAGAUGGUUUGCUGUGAGACUGAAGUUUCUGCAGGUAGAAACGUCAAGACUUUGGGAACAAGAAGUGGGGAAAGUGGGUGCUUCGUUCUCUGGCAAAUGCUGCCCGGAAUGUGGUCUCUGGAACUGGUGGUCGGCGGCAACAAGGUGGUCGCCGGAAGUGAUGGGAAAACUGUAUGGAGGCACACCCCUUGGCUCGGUACUCAUGCCGCCAAAGGCCCUCAACGCCCAUUACGCCGUAUCAUCCAGGGCCUAGACCCAAAGAGCACAGCAAGCUUGUUUGCCAAGGCACAAUGCUUGGGGGAGAAGAGGAUUGGCAACGAUGAUUGCUUCGUACUAAAAGUCUCUGCAGAUCGCGAGGCGGUUAUAGAACGAAGCGAAGGUCCGGCAGAGGUAAUUAGGCAUGCAUUGUACGGCUAUUUCUGUCAAAAGAGUGGACUCCUCAUCUACUUAGAGGACUCUCACCUUACUAGGGUUGAAACACCAGAAAACGAAACUGUGUAUUGGGAGACCACUAUAGGAAGCAGCAUUGCAGAUUACAGAGAUGUUGAUGGUGUGCUCAUCGCUCAUCAAGGCCGUUCCAUCGCCACUGUAUUCCGGUGUGGCGAGCUAUCAAUGGAGUACACGAGGACUAGAAUGGAAGAGGUUUGGAACAUUGAUGAUGUUGUGUUCAAUGUGCCGGGGCUUUCCAUGGACUAUUUCAUUGCUCCUGCUGAUAUAUAUGAUAGUAGUAGUGCUGUACAAUCACCAUGAUUAACUCUAAUGAACUGAACUAAGCUUAAUUAGUAGGAUGCUAGUUUGUUUCUAAUUACAAAAAUAUUGGCGGGUACACGAGUGUAAUUGUUUUCUGGUUUUUCUUUUUAUCUUCAAGUGCAUUAUGUAAUAUGUAGCUUUUCUGUUUUGUAAUAAUAUGCAAUAUUAUGAAGUCACUAAGCUUAUUAUGACUUUUUUCGAGGCAUGGGAUAGAAUAAGAGAUCUUGAUGUAUUCUAGUCCAUUCUUCUUGUCUGUAAGUUGU